This is a messenger RNA of Leptopilina boulardi, 2047 nucleotides long. RefSeq lists its product as uncharacterized. Lineage: Eukaryota; Metazoa; Arthropoda; Insecta; Hymenoptera; Figitidae. The record is from RefSeq and is a predicted model, not a curated record. Bases 260 to 1867 code for a protein of 535 amino acids. The transcript has 8 exons.
ACCAAGGUCCGCAGUCCGAAGAAGUUCUUUCGAGAUUGAUGACCGCCAAUAACAAAAAAAAAAAAAAAAAUAAGAAAAAAAAUUAAUUUAAACACUAAUUUAAAAAUAAUGAUUCAAUCAAAAAUAAUUCUAUAAAAAUUUUAAUUUCAAAUAAUGAUAAUUAUUUCCCUAUUUUCAUAAUCUCUCACAUCAUAAAAUUUUCAACAAAAAAUAAUUUUUGAUAAAUAGUGAAGUUUUGUGAAAAUUUUAGAUAAAGAAAAUGAAGAAAAUAGCGUGCGCUUGGUUAGUGAUUAUUACUGUACUUGGUGCUUGCACAUGUGGAGUAAGAACCGCGUGCAAUGGACCAACGCAAAUUUCCGUUCUUAUUGGAGUACAUGAUGAUCCUGCAUGCAGAAAAUUGUCUUCCAAAGGAGUUAUGCUCUUCGAGGCUGCCAGGUUUCUUACCGAAGCGCACAAUAAUAAAACAAAUGGAUAUAAAAUAGACUUGGCUGUUAUGGACACGUGCGGAAGCAUUGCAGGAGCUCUGAAAGCUUCAAUGAGAGCUCUCGUUAAGGCAGAUGUCAACUGCUUACAACCACCAUUCCAUUUAGGAAUAAUUGGUCCAGACACAAUAACAAAUGCUGAGGCAGUACAGAAAGUAACUUCAGUUCUAAGAAUACCUCAUAUUCUGAGAAAACCAUCAAACUCGCCCUUUUUGCACUACAUGCCCAAAGAAUCGGAUGUAUACAUUGUUCGAGGAAUAUUAAAAAUCCUGAAUGCUUUGAAUUGGAAAACAUUCACUUUAGUAACCCAGCAGAAUGAUGAAUAUGAUGACGAUGUGCAAAAUAUUGCUAAGAAAUUAACGAUGGAAGCUAUUUCAAAAGGUCUUUGUGUUUUAGUCCACGAUAACGACGAAGACGAUUAUUCAUCGAAAAUCGUGCACAUUGGGAAACCUAGUAAUGGACUUUUUACUGGAUCAAUGAAUGCAUCGAUUCUAGUUGUCAGUGAAGGAAAUUUAGAAGGAUAUUUGAAUCGUGUAAACUCGACUAAUUCAAUAUUGCUCUUAGAAGAUGCCAGAAACGAUUUCGACGGUUUGGAACAGAGGGUACAAAGAUCAAGAUGGUGGGAUGAAGAUGGUGCAAACACUUAUGAUACCGAAGAAAUGAGAGAUGUUCGAUGGUUGCAAGAUACAGUGGAUGUUUAUACAAAAGCCCUUGAUGUUUUAUGUAAAAAGAAGAAAUGCAAGGGUCAAGUAAAUCCUACCGAUUGGAAUAAUAUUUUGGUAAAUGUAUUGUCGACAAAAAUAACAGAAGAAGACACAUCAUCAAAAUCAUUAGAUCUAUCAUUAAAAACAAGAUAUUCAAAAUUAACUCCUUUGGGAAGAAUGAAAGUUACCAAAGGUAAAGCAAACAUGGCUUGGGGAACGUCUGAAGAUGACGACGAUGAUGAUUUUUCCGAUGAUGAUGAGGAAGAAGGUGACGUCGGUCAUGUUCCAAAAUUAUUUAAAAAACUCAUUUCUAAACAAAAGGAAUCACGAAGCGGAUGCGCUACUUCGACAAAGGAAAUAAAAAGUACACUCGAUGAUGAUGAUGAUAAUGAAAAUUCACAUGUUUUCGUUACCGAAAUGGAAGAAAGUGAAUGGUGGACAAUGGUAAUGACAGUAAGUGGAAUAGGAGUGGCCAUGUUUUCUGUUGGUAUUUUGGCUGUUUACAUUGUCUACUCAAAUAUUCGUGGACCAAGAGCGUCAAAAAAUUUAGAAAGGGACAAUAGUUUAAGAAGAGUCGGAAGUGAUCGAAGACCAACAAUUACACAACGAGUCUUAAGAAGUAAUCCGAGAAGGGAAAGUAAUCGAAGUAUUCAAAGUAAUAUCUCAGAGAAGAGUGUAUGAGAAAUAUUUUCAUUCCUGACAUGAACAAAAUAAGACACGUUAAUUUUUCAAAUUAAUAUGCUUUCAAAAAUUUUCAGAAAAAUCUUUACGACUCACUAUUAUAUAAUAGCUCACUGAAUUAAUUAUGAAUAAUUAUUGUAAUUAAAUCGAGAGAGAGAGAGAGAGAGAGAGAGAGAAAGA